AUGGCUGCCGCUAGUUCUCAUAUCCUCCCUCUCCCAUCGGCCGCUGCCAGCCGCAGUAAAGUACCCAAAUCGCCUCUCUUCCCUUCUUCCCUCCCCUUGUCUCCGUCGGUCCACGCUCAGACAUCUUCCUCGCGACAUCACUCGAGAAUCCGGGCGUCGUCGGGGGGGAAAGAUGCCUCCAAUACGCCCCCGUCCUCUUCCGCCAUGAAGGCAAUCACCAAGGAUGUAGAGAUGGAACAGCAGAGGGAGGACAGGAGGGUAGAGAUGGCGCAGGCCAAGGACAAGGAGGAUGCCCGCGAGAGGGAGAGGCGGUGGCAGGAGUCGCACCAGCCAAGGGAUAAUCUGGCGCCACGGUGGCGGGAGGUGGCCGGCAGGGACAACUGGGUCGGCAUGCUUGACCCGUUCGACCCACUCCUCCGGGCGGAGCUCAUCCGGUACGGCGAAUUUGCGCAAGCCUGCUACGACGCCUUCGACUUCGACCCCUACUCCCGGUACUGCGGCGGUUGCAAGUACAGUCGCCGCAGCUUCUUCCAGUCGCUUGACAUGGCGAACGCUGGCUACGAGGUCACACGCUACCUCUACGCAACAUCUAACGUCAAGCUCCCCAACUUCUCCCGGCGCUCGAAGAGAAACAAUGCCUGGAGCGAUUCCGCUAACUGGAUCGGCUACAUCGCCGUGUCUGACGACGCCACCACGGUGCUCCUCGGCCGCCGCGACAUUGUAGUUUGCUGGCGCGGCACGGUGACCCAACUGGAAUUUAUUGCGGACAUGGUCAACUUCAACCAGCCGAUCUACGCCGAGGGGAUACCCACCCCAGACCGCUCCGUGAAGGUGGCGGCGGGAUUCGUGAACCUCUACACGGACAAGGACACGAACUGCCGCUUCUCCAAGUACUCUGCCAGGGACCAGCUGCUGGCGGAGGUUCGGCGGCAGGUGCUGCGGUACGCUGAGGAACGAGGGGAGGAGGUCAGCAUCUCUAUAACAGGGCACAGCCUCGGCGGCGCCCUCGCCACCCUCAGCGCCUAUGACUUGGCGGAAGUUGGGCUAAACAGAGUGCGGCCCGGGGGGGGGGAGGAGAGGGUGGUACCGGUGACCGUCUACUCCUUUGCAGGGCCAAGACUGGGGAACGAACCCUUCAAGGAGAGGUUCGAGGAGAUACUCGGCUUGAAGUCUCUUCGAGUGGUGAACGUCCACGACGCUGUGCCCAAGGUGCCCGGACUUAUCAUCAACGAAAACGUCCCAGAGUUCGUGCGCCGCGCAGGGGCCGCGAUGCCGUGGAGCUAUUGCCACGUCGGGGUGAAGCUGGCGCUCGAUCACAAGCGAUCACCGUUCCUCAAGGACACAGCCGAGGCCUCCUGCUUCCACAACCUCGAGGCCUAUCUCCACCUACUCGACGGGUAAGAACACUUCAUCACCGCCCAGCCUUGUAGGUUUGGGCAUUAUAAGCGAGGACCGAGAUUGGAUUACCUGACAUUUAAUUGGGGUUUACAGGCAUCAUGGGACGGAACGGAGCUUUGCGCUGACGACUGGCCGGGACCCAGCACUAGUGAACAAGGCUUGCGACUUUCUUAAGGAGGAAUACAUGGUGCCCCCAAACUGGCGUCAGGACGCUAACAGGGGCAUGGCCCGCAACGCUGACGGGCGAUGGACACAGCCAGAGCGCACCAAGUUCGACGACUACCCUGCAGACAUUGAAUAUUACCUCAAUCAAAUCGAACGCGCCAUCAACAAUCGAGCAUAG
This is a messenger RNA of Spirodela intermedia, 1741 nucleotides long. Lineage: Eukaryota; Viridiplantae; Streptophyta; Magnoliopsida; Alismatales; Araceae. The record is from the annotation of a GenBank genome assembly.